ACAAGAAUAUUCAUCGAACAUAGAAUAUUCUUUGCACAUUUUAGCCCCUCGCAAAAUGGAGGAAGAUCUUGGAGGGGCAUAUUCCGCGCCCGGGGCGCUGGGCAAUGGCGAGGGGAGCUCGUGCCUGGCGCCAGGAUCCACGCACGGCGUCGUCAUCAGCUACCAAUUAUAUGGAAUUGGCGCCACAAAGCUACUGCUCAUACCAGGACUUGCUUGUGGCCAUGGUUUCUGGGGGCCUUAUGUUCGUGAGCUAACCAGUAGUGCUUCUAACAGUGGUACGCCGAGUGAAGUGGAAGAAGAAAGCAAUAAGUUUUGUAGUAGCUUUGAAAACGAUGGCGGAGUUCAGAUCUGUACUUUUGACAACAGGGGAGUGGGAAACAGCUCAAUUCCCACACAAAAGUCCGAGUAUUCGACGACAAUCAUGGCUAUGGAUGCACUUUCUUUGCUUGAUUUCCUCGGCUGGAAACAGGCUCACAUCUGUGGUCACUCCAUGGGUGCAAUGAUCGGAUUCAAACUGGCAGCAAUGGCCCCCCAACGAGUUCUCUCUUUGACGCUUAUAAGUAUCACCGGUGGCGGAUUCCAGUGCUUUCCAAAGAUGGAAUGGCGGUCACUCUCGAUUGCGUACAGAUUUCUCACAGCUAAAACUCUCGAGCAGAGAAUUCUUGUGGAUCUAGACACGCAUUACACGCGCGACUACUUGAAUGAAAUUACCGGGGGAGUACAAAGAAAGAACAUCCUUUACAAGGAGUACCUGAAAAACAUGGAGACUGGUGGAAUGCAACCGAAGGCUGGCUUAAAUGGUCACAUUCAUGCCUGCUGGUCUCACGAAGCCAAAGACUCCGACAUACAGCAAAUACGCGCGGCUGGAUUUCCUGUGGCAGUCAUCCAUGGCAUAGAUGACGUUAUUGCACAGAUUCGCUAUGGAAAACGCUUGGCGCAACGAUUGGGGAGCUCAGCACGGUUUUGGGUGCUUUCUGGUGGCCACCUUGUAACUCACCAGAACACAAAAGAGGUUGCUAAGAUUUUGGCUGAGGUAAUUCACACUACCUCUUUACAAUCAAGUGACUGGAGCAGGAGCAACACAAAGACUGGUAAAGUUCGUUCUUGCAUUUGUCUGCCGACUCUCAAAACUUCACUCUUUAACGAAGAGAGCGAGGAAGGAAGAAAAAGCCAAAGCUUUUGGAAGAGAGUACAAAGGCUUCUCUGUGGUUGCUUCUGCGUUGUAGCAGUUACUUCAUGGCUUCUCGUCACCUUUGCGCUGUGAUUAUGUAAGAAAAAUAAGACAUUCUCCAUAAACAGUGUUACAACAUAACUGAUCAAUGAGGGCUGUUAAAUAAUAAAUGGCUAUUAUUAUAAUUGUU
This is a messenger RNA of Selaginella moellendorffii, 1361 nucleotides long. Its product is annotated as putative aminoacrylate hydrolase RutD. The record is from RefSeq and is a predicted model, not a curated record. Lineage: Eukaryota; Viridiplantae; Streptophyta; Lycopodiopsida; Selaginellales; Selaginellaceae. The transcript is spliced from 9 exons. The coding region runs from base 56 to 1264 and encodes 402 amino acids.